AACUUUCCUGCCUUCCUGCCGAUCCCUUGUUCUGAUUUCUUGAGGAUCGGGAAUCUUCAUUAUUCCAAUUGAGCAAAGCCACGAUUUUGGUGUAACCCAUGGCAACUGGGGCCAAAUUGUUGGAUAUUGACCUAAGCCAGAAGCCGAUAUUAGUGGAAUGGGAAAUGACAACUCAAGCAAUUUCUUCAAUCCUUCAUCAUCUUCAACGCCUCAAUUUAAUGUAUGUACCCUGCGACAAUUUCAAGAUUAAAUAUUUCUAGAUAGUUUAGAGAAAUUACAUGUGUUAAUUGUGCUAGUUCCUAUUUUUUCUCUUGAUUAUUUUUAAAUUUUACUUUUUAGGUUUAAUGCUCAUUAGUCGUUCUUAUUACUUUUAUAAAUGAAGAAACUCUCUCAGAGGAUAUAGUUGCUGAGGUUGGGUUUAUGCCUGUGGCAUUUUAUGACAGUAUUAAGAGGAGCUGUUGAAGAAAUAGAAAAGAGAAUGGUUAUGAAAGUCAAGUUUAUUUUUUUCUUAAAAAUACAUAUUACCAACUGAU
Molecule: messenger RNA, 533 nt
Organism: Rubroshorea leprosula
Lineage: Eukaryota; Viridiplantae; Streptophyta; Magnoliopsida; Malvales; Dipterocarpaceae
Source: the annotation of a GenBank genome assembly